Pseudomassariella vexata is the source of this 2166-nucleotide messenger RNA. Its product is annotated as beta-glucosidase 1. The transcript is spliced from 3 exons. Lineage: Eukaryota; Fungi; Ascomycota; Sordariomycetes; Amphisphaeriales; Pseudomassariaceae. Gene Ontology annotation, molecular function: beta-glucosidase activity. The record is from RefSeq and is a predicted model, not a curated record. Gene Ontology annotation, biological process: glucan catabolic process. Bases 1 to 2166 code for a protein of 721 amino acids.
AUGCGAGUUGAAGUUCUCACAGCACUUGCAGGCGCUUCGCUAGCCGUCGGCCAAACGACAGACUGGGCCUCUGCGUACACCAAGGCCAACGCGGCACUCGCAAAAUUGUCCUCAGCCCAGAAGGUCCAGAUUGUCACUGGCGUCGGUUGGAAUAAGGGCCCGUGUGUGGGCAACACCCCCGCCAUCAGCACCAUCGGGUACCCCCAGCUCUGCCUACAAGAUGGCCCCCUAGGGAUCCGCUACGGCAAAAGCGUCACGGCCUUCACACCUGGCAUUCAAGUCGCCUCAACCUGGGACCGGGCCCUCAUGAACGAGCGCGGCAAGUUCAUGGGCGAAGAAGCCAAAGGCACAGGCGUGCACGUGCUCCUCGGCCCCGUUUCGGGGCCCCUGGGUAAAAUUCCCACCGGCGGGCGCAAUUGGGAAGGCUUCGGCGUCGACCCGUACCUGGCUGGUAUCGCCAUGGCAGAGACCAUAUCGGGGAUGCAGGGAGCGGGUGUGCAGGCCUCGGCGAAACACUACAUCGGAAACGAGCAGGAGCGGGAGCGCGACACGAUAAGCAGCAACAUAGAUGACCGGACCAUGCACGAGUUGUACCUGUGGACGUUUGCGGAUGCGGUGCAGGCGGGAGCUGCGUCGGUCAUGUGUUCGUAUAACAAGUUGAAUUCUACAUGGGCGUGUGAGAAUGACAGGAUUCUGAACCAGCUGCUAAAGAAGGAGUUGGGAUUUCAGGGGUAUGUUAUGACGGAUUGGAAUGCACAGCAUUCGACGGCAGCGAGUGCAAAUGCUGGGUUGGAUAUGACGAUGCCGGGUUCGGAUUAUAAUGGAGGGACUGUGCUGUGGGGGUCGGCACUGUCGAGUGCGGUUAGUAGUGGGCAGGUGCAGCAGUCGCGGGUGGACGAUAUGGUGCGACGGAUCUUGGCUGCGUGGUAUUUGACGGGGCAGGACACAGGCUUUCCGUCCAUCAACCUCAAUGCAAAUGUGCAGGGGACACAUAAGACGAAUGUGCGGGCUGUUGGGAGAGACGGUAUUGUGCUCCUGAAGAAUGAUGGGGGAAUUCUUCCGUUCAAGAAGCCAGCCAAACUGGCACUGAUAGGUUCAGCGGCCGUUGUGAACCCUCAGGGGAUGAAUGCAUGCAGCGAUCAGGGGUGCAACACCGGUGCUCUUGGUAUGGGAUGGGGAUCGGGAACGGCAUCAUACCCCUACUUCGUCGCCCCCGCCGACGCCAUCAGAACCAGAGCCACAUCCGACGGCACCACCAUCAGCACCUCCACGACAGACAGCACCAGCGGUGUCGCCUCAGCCGCAAGCGGUGCCGACAUGGCCAUCGUCUUCAUCACGGCCGACAGCGGCGAGGGCUACAUCACCGUCGAGGGCAACGCUGGCGACCGCAACAAUCUGGACCCCUGGCACGGAGGCAACGCCCUGGUGCAAGCCGCCGCCCAGGCAAACGAAAACGUCAUCGUCGUCGUGCAUACGGUUGGUCCCAUCAUUCUAGAGACCAUCCUCGCUUUACCACAGGUCAAGGCCAUCGUUUGGGCUGGUCUCCCUUCCCAGGAGAGCGGGAACGCGCUCGUCGAUGUGCUGUAUGGGAGCACGGCUCCCAGUGGAAAGUUGCCGUAUACGAUUGCGAAGACGGCAGCGGAUUAUGGGACGGCAACUGUUGCGGGGUCGGAUAGUUUUAGUGAGGGGCUGUUUAUUGAUUACAAGCAUUUUGACCGGGCGAGUAUUGCGCCGCGGUAUGAGUUUGGGUUUGGAUUGUCUUACACGAACUUCACCUACGCCGGGAUCAAAGUCACUGGGGCCCCUACCUCCGGCCCCGCGACAGGCGACGUGGUUCCCGGCGGCCGAGCUGAUCUUUUCGAAACCAUCGCCAACGUGACUUGCACCAUUACCAACUCAGGCGCAGUGACUGGUUCCGAGGUCGCGCAGCUCUACGUUGGAUACCCAGCAUCGGCUUCUGCGCCGCCCAAGCAGCUUCGUGGCUUCGAGAAGCUGCCAUUGGCUGCUGGUGCCUCUGGUACUGCGACCUUCACCCUCAGACGGAAGGAUUUGAGUUACUGGGACUCGAGUCUGCAGAAUUGGGUUGUUCCCAGCGGUGAUUUCAACAUUACCGUUGGUGCUAGCAGUCGGGACAUCCGGCAGGUUGCCACUUUGGCAGUGGCAUAA